GAGGAUGAUGAUGAGAGCUUCAUCAUUUCAUUUCUGCUCAUGUGGAGAAACACUAAGCAGAGAAACAUGCCAAAAAAAGGUAAAGCGAAAGGUGCCUUCCCCAUGAGGAACCUGAAGGACUCAAAGGUUCCUGUCCCUGUGGGGCGGCCCCAAUAUUACAGGGGUAAAUUAGGAGAAAGUUUGAACAUGGAAUCGGCAGGAUUCGACCUGUCAGACCCAAACAUGCGAGUGACGUGUGGAUCCUAUAACAGCUUCCAUGAUCCACACUUGAAGAGAUUCUUUUACCGACCAGAGAAGAAGAAGCAGCUGGUUAAACAGGGCCUCAUCACUGAGGAUGAUCAGGUGCUGUGCUCACUUAAAGAUCUGAUCCGGUAUAUAAAAUACGUCGAAAACGUUCAGCUGAGCUGGCACAAACUCUUCCUACAUGAAGAGAAGCACCUGCUAAAGAAUUUCCUGCGUCUGAAGGCGAAAGGUAAAGUCGCCGAGAACAUCAGCUCUGCCCACUUUAUAAACUGGCUCAUCCACAGAAGCAAGAGCUCCUUCAGGAACAUCAACAAGACCUACCCGAAAACCAGAAUCAAUCCAAACUACGCUGAACUGGUGUGGGAGAUAAAUCAAAGAAUCUGGCUGGAAAAACUGAAGAAAGUAGUUUUACAAGAGCUCUGUGUGGAACACAAACUCCAGCCUGGCCAGACGUCAUCAAGUGCAGAUAACCAGGCCACAGUCAACCAUUUAGAUCAGGACUCAACCCCUCCUGGUUCUCUUGAUCCUCUGCCUGGUUCAUCUCUAGUGGUUCUACCCACUGGAAACCAAAAUCAGAAAAGCUGCAAGUCGACUGAUGGGGCUGAAUUUGUGCUGGUUAUGGUGGAUGAUCUGCAAUCGGUUAUUAAUGGAAUCAGAACCAAUACAGUAGUGGAGGAAAUUCAGGAGAAUCUGGUCCCUGCUCUGAUGGAGUUUUUGAAGCCCACACCAAACACCUACGUGGAUCUUUAUGGCUCAGGCUCAAGUCAGGAUAAAAGCUUGACAUGUACAAAUGUGGAGAGUAGGAUUAAUUCAGAUAGUCCAAGUCUUCCUGACGGCUCAGUUUCAGUGUCCUCCAGUGACUCUGUGGAGAUGUCCUCCAUGUACACGUCAGCUGAGCUUUUGGUGCUGGAGGUGCUGAACUGUUCAGUGACUCUGGUGAAACAACAGCAGGAACAAAGCAGUGACAAAGCUUCAGAUGUUGAGGACUCAGACUUGGAUGAUAUUAGUGAACAGAACUUUUUCAUAGAAAAUUCAAGUCCUUCACCAAGUUUGUCUCUUAUUUCUUUACUUGAUGUCACCUCAAAUGAGAAGAAAACUCCACCUUGUGAUGAAACAGAACUUGCUCUCCAAUUCUCCACCUUUGAAGAAUCUCAAACCAAUCAGGUGACUUCUGGCUUUCCUGAAAGUAUCCAUUCUCAGACCACGACCACUAACGAGUCUGCAGAAGUGGAUGAAAUUGAACAAUUAAGUGAAGAUAUUGUUGGACACACCAUGGACAUGGUGAUUUCAAUUCUGACAAGUCAAGGGCUUCUAUCAUCAGAUUCUGAUAAAACUUCACCAUCCAAAUCUACUACACCAGACUUGGGAGGUUGUGAAUCUGUUGAAUCAUUUUUAAGCCAGAGUGACUCAGACAGUCAGUGUGAAGCCCUUAAAGGACAGGUAGAGCACAAAAAACGGAGUUCACCCAGCACAAGCGUCCACUCACUGGACAAACUGAGUCCAGAAUCAAAGAAGGUCCUCAGUGAAACUCUGAUAGGAAUCCAGGGUAAAUUAUCAACUCAGGAGUUUCCUCUGCCAUCCAAUGAGAUGAUUCCACCAGACAACACAGAUGCCAUCAUGGACCUCAUUAAUGGCAUCCUGAAGGAGAUUAAGGAAUCGUCCAGCUCAGAUUUCAUUCUUUCUGGAUCAUCCACCUCAUCAGGAAGAACAAACGUCUCCCCGUCAAAAGACGUUCAGUCUGGUUCUGAGGACAACAAGAUCAUAAAGAACAUCCAGUCAGACAGUUCAAUUGAAGAUAUUAUAAGUUCUGUACUUCACAACAUCCCAGAGCUCAGUUACUGCAGCAAAUCUACUGACACAAGAGAUCUGCAGAAAUGUCUCCCUAAGUUCAACGAUGACAGCAAAAAUUCUCCAGGUUCUGCUGAUCUGAUUAAGCUGUCUGACCCCUACAAUCUAAUUCCGGGGACAGUUAUGAACAAAUCAGCUUCAGAAAUGUUCAUGGAGGAGUUCACCAUUCCUGGGUCGGUCUAUGAAGAAGAAAUCCCUUUCAACCAGGAAUCACUUAGACCUUUGACUCCUGAAAUCCACCCAGUUAUAAGGCGACAAACUUUGAUUGCUUGGAAGACCAUGGAGAAUCUGUCUCUUACACCACCUGAGACAAUAAAUGAUGCAGAGAACCAAACCAUCCAACAUGUUCAGUCCAUACAAACGAGAGAUGAACCCAGCACAGCUGCAAAUGCUUCAGAUGUCUUGGGUGCUGCAGGAGCUUCUGUCAACAAAACUCCAAAUAAAAAACCAACUGGCGCUAAAAUGAAGAAGAAAAAUCAGGUCCUUGCUUUCUUCAGGAGAGCCUGGCAGGCAGUGAAACGGACCUUUACCAAACCAUCCAACAAGAUUUACCCUGCCUAACUUUUCAGUUCUUCUCAAUCCAGAAAGGAGCAGAAUUAUAUUAACUCCUCAGCUAGUAAACUCAUUAUGAGGGAAAUCUCCUUGCAAGACCAUCUUUGUGAAGAGCAGAAGACUCUACGGAACCACUUUUUCCACCAUCAGGAUUUGGACUUUUAUCAUUGUGAAGCUGCCUUUGUCUUUGCCAUCCACAUGGCACUACUGUGUUCUGCCCCGUACUGGACCCUCCAGACUUAUAACACUGGUCAACCUAGUUCUCUUUCCCUACUCAGUUCUUAGCUGGGAGCUAUGCAUUCGAGAGCUCUCCUGUACCGGAAUCUUCUCUGGUGCUCUUAGGGUAGGGUACUCAAUGGUCUUUGCUUCAAUUCUACUAUGGUUCCACUUACUGUGCCACUGUCUUUAAUCUAUUCUGAGUAGGGUAUGAUUUAGUUCCAUUUUGGUAUAGACUUCUUCACUAUACCAGAGUCUGUGGUUCCUGGUGUUUCUGUUGAGAACUGUUGGUUGCUAGAAUCUGGGUAACGCUGUAUAAGACUGGUGGUGUAGGAUUGUGGUGAGCUGAACAUCUUUAUAGAUGUUGGGCUCCUCCCAUAACAGGACUCUCACUUCAACACCUUAAGUGUUGGAUUACAGAAUGAAUACUGGGAUUGUGUGAGCUGAGCUUCAUCUUUAUAGAUGCUGGGCUCCUCCCAUUACCAGGAUUCUCACUUUAACACCUUAAGUGUUGGAUUACAGAAUGAAUACUGGGAUUAUGUGAGCUGAGCCUCAUCUUUAUAGAUGUUGGGCUCCUCCCAUACCAGGAUUCUCACUUCAACACCUUAAGUGUUGGAUUACAGAGUGAAUACUGGGAUUGUGUGAGCUGAGCUUCAUCUUUAUAGAUGUUGGGCUCCUCUCAUACCAGGAUUCUCACUUCAACACUCCAAGCAGAGCAUCAUUAGUUACCUCAGCACCAGUGUAUCUUUGACAUGUACCUACUCAGCAUUGUCCUAAUCUGUGGCACUUCUGUACAUCUGGAGGAGUAAAUUAUUUUCACUAGGGGGCAGAACAGAACUCCACGGCUCAAGAAUUAUGAAGACAUCAUGCCAGCUCCUCACCAAGGUAUUGCAAUGGAGACGACGAUCUAGCUGAGGAUGUUAAUAUAAUUUUAUCUACAAGCCAGGACCAAGCGCUCAGUUGUUCUAGCUGUGUUUCAUCUCGCAGUGCCAGCCAGAGGAGGAUGGACUCCCCCUACUGAGCCUCGGUUCCUCUCAAGGUUUCUUCCUCUAAGCUCUGAGGGAGUUUUUCCUUGCCACUGUAGGCUUCGGCUGCUCACUGGGGGUUCAAGCACUGAUCUUGGACCAUCUGGUUUCUUCUCUGCAUCAUUCCUUUCAAUAAAGUUUGUGUACAUGAA
Molecule: messenger RNA, 4036 nt
Organism: Trichomycterus rosablanca
Lineage: Eukaryota; Metazoa; Chordata; Actinopteri; Siluriformes; Trichomycteridae
Exons: 11
Coding region: 40-2652 (870 amino acids)
Source: RefSeq, a predicted model, not a curated record